AUGGUGAGCUCUGCGUUGCAGAAAAACCGAAAACAAUUGGCUGUUAAAAUCGAAAAUGUUGCAUUUUCAUACAAGAAAAACAAGCCAAUACUCAAAAACAUUACACUUUACGUUCCUGAAGGUAAAAUAUUCUCUCUUCUUGGGUCAAAUGGAUGCGGAAAAACUACCAUGUUGCGGAUGAUAUUGGGCCGCAUAAAGCCCAGACAAGGCACCAUUCGAGUGUUUGGAAUUGAGCCAGGCAGCAGGCACUCUCGCAUACCGGGCCCAGGUGUGGGGUAUAUGCCCCAGGAGAUUUCCCUCAUUCCUGAGUUUUCCAUCGACGAGACGUUACGCUACUUUGGUGCCAUUUACCACAUGCCCGAGAAGGUGAUCAAUGAUCGCAUCAACAAACUAGUCGAUCUGCUGAACCUGCCAGACCGAGAACGACUGGUGCGCCAGCUGAGUGGUGGUCAGAAGCGGCUGGUCUCGCUGGCGGUCACACUCGUUCACCAGCCACCGCUGACCAUCCUCGAUGAGCCGACAGUCGGUGUGGACAGUGUUCUGCGCUACCGAAUUUGGAACUACCUCGAGGGACUUUGCAAAACCGAGGGCACUACGGUGAUCAUCACAACGCACUACAUUGAAGAAGCCAAAGAAUCGCACAAUGUGGCAUUCAUCGAGUCGGGAACCAUUCUGGCGCAGUCGACGCCAGCACAGAUGCAGGAGAGAUACCAGUGCUCGACACUGGAAGAAGUCUUUCUCAAGCUGUGCAUUCACAAGUACUCACCACAAGAGAGCAAUAGUGCAAAUCAACAACUGUCCCCAAUGCUAGAAAGAGGAGUUGUCUGUUCAGAGACGGCACUGCUUGAGGAGGCAGAGGCAGAGGAGAUUACCCUUCGAGAGCGCUUGAGAAAAGAAGUGGACAAGGAGCGACUGAAAGCGGUGAUUUGGAAGAGCUACAUUCGAGUGAAACGGAAUCCCUUGGGCCUGGUCAUGUUUCACGCCAUUCCCAUCAUAACGAUCACACUCUUUACGUUGACAUUUCUGCGAAGUCCACACAACAUGCCACUGGCCGUCUAUCCUGGCGAUAGGACAGGAGGAAACCUCUCGAGAACUUUUAUUGAAAAUCUGGACAGUUACUUCCUUAAGACCUCAGUCUUUCCGACCAAAUCCUUGGCAAUAGACUCGGUGAAACGAGGUCAAUCGUACUAUGCAAUGAUCUUUUCGGACAACUUUACCGAGGCAUUCACAGGUCGCUACAUUGACGUGUACCGUAGUGAGGUGGAUGAGAUUGACAUUGAGCACAGCAAGAUUCGUCUCUACCCGGACAACUCCAACUUUAUCUUUGCAGUGUACAUGCAACGUGCAGUGCUCAAUUACUUUGAGCAGUUUAUGCGGCAGUUUAGCGUCAACAUGGGCUACAACCCAAUUACCUUUAACAUACCGAUUGACGUGAAGCCGCCCAUUUACGGCAAGAUGGAAACUGACUUGGGUCACUAUCUCGUCUCUGCGCUGAUCGUCUUUUGCCUGUACACGCUGCCCAUGGUCAUUGGGUCGCUGUUGAUCGUGAUGGAUCGAAAGGAAGGACAUCAAGAGCGAGCCUUUGUGGCCGGCGUAAAGCCAUUGGAGAUUCUUUGCGGUCACAUGUUGACGUGCUUUCUCGCCGUCGUCUCCACUGUCUCGAUCACCAUUACGUUGGCAUUUGUUGUCUUCAAGCUGGAGAACAAAGGCUCAUUGCUGGAAAUUUUUGUGCUCAUCUUUCUGCAGGGCAUCCAAGGACUGAGCAUCGGCUUGGUCAUUUCCACGCUUUGCGUCGAUGAAAUUUUCGCCAGUAACGAUCUCAUGCAUCCAGCGAAGCAGUCACCCAAAGCAAGACGUACCUUCUUCAGUAUGCCUUGCUUCAGCAAUCCCUCACCCAAGCCUAGCUCCAAGUUUAGCCAUGCUAAGAAGGACAUUCUAAACAACCAGAGAUUGCUGGUGUUAUUUAAAGAUGUAGAAAAUCUAAUUGAACUCAGUCGCCAUUCUUUUUCACGAGGCGGCCGAAUUCUGCAGCGAAUUGACCAGUGCAUAGAGAAAAUGGACGAUAUUGCCAAAGAAAUUGUGCUUGAACAAGGGCAAUUGAAAAAGUUUCUCGAGUCGCGAAAGCAACUCGAGAAGCUGGCUCUUGAGGUGUCUAGCAAUGAAACCCUCUAUCGCUAA
Messenger RNA from Rhagoletis zephyria (snowberry fruit fly), 2178 nucleotides. The record is from RefSeq and is a predicted model, not a curated record. NCBI's taxonomy places the organism in Eukaryota, Metazoa, Arthropoda, Insecta, Diptera, Tephritidae.